Erythranthe guttata (spotted monkey flower) is the source of this 2362-nucleotide messenger RNA. Lineage: Eukaryota; Viridiplantae; Streptophyta; Magnoliopsida; Lamiales; Phrymaceae. The record is from RefSeq and is a predicted model, not a curated record.
UUUGCAUAAUUCCAAAUUAAAUGCCGAAGAAAUGUCAAAUUAUUCCACCACUAGACAAAAUCUGAUCAAAUAAAAACGUCAGAAAGAAAUAUGAAUUUAAAAGCAAGUCAACUUCUAAUUUUGCAAGUCAACGCCAUUAAAGAGGGGCGACCGAUUCAACUCCCAGCUUGUGAUGAAUCCCACCAGUUGGCAUCCUAAGCAUUCACAUAUACUUUAUUCCAACUUGCUUAACCUGUUUGACAAAAACUUGUAUAUAUCAAGCACAAAUUCACGUUGUACCCUUUUCAAGAGAAAAAUAAACAAAAAAAAUAUAAAAUAAUAAGAGAGAAAUGGAGUUCAGGCAUUUCAGCCACAAUCACGGCCUAGUUUACCACCAAGUUGUUCAAGGAUCUGAAAUUCAUUGCUCCGGCUGCAAAUCUGCCGGCUCAGGCAACGUCUACGUUUGCUGGCAGUGCAGUUACUUCCUCCACGAACACUGUUUUCGUUCCGAACGGUCUCUCAAGCACCCGUCUCAUCCCCUUCAUCCUCUUACUUUGGUUCCUUCUCCUACUUAUCCGUCCGGAUCCUUUUUCUGCAAUUCUUGCAAUCUUGGUGGAGAUGGAUUCUCCUACACUUGUUCCGAAUGCGAAUUCGAUAUUCAUGUCCAUUGUGCUCUUAAUGUUCAAAUUCCUAAUCCUAAUCUCAAUCCACAUUUAUUUCCUUCCCCUGUUCCUAAUCCUAAUCAUAAUCUUAAUCCUGCGCAGAAUUAUAAUUCUAAUAUCUAUCCUCCUCCAAUCCAAUCUAAUGCUUAUCCAACUUAUCCUCCUCAAAACACUGGUUAUCCCCAUAAUAUGGAUACUGACGAGGAGGUGGAGGAAGAUGAUGUACAUCAGGAUCGUAAAGCUGGUCGUGCCUUACCCUUUCCGCAGCUGCCUGGUCCGGCGUACUUGGAGGGUCCGUGCGAUGGAGGGCCGCAAAAUUUAGAGUUUAUGCGAUGGUUCAAGUCGCAUAUAGCGAUGUACAUUUGGGAAGGAUAUGAGCGCCGUGAAACUACACGGUGCGAGUCGAGGACCAAAGCACUCGAGGACUACCGCGGCCCGCAGGAUAACACGAUGAUUGCGAGGCUGGAGGCAACAGAUCUUUACCACUUACGAGACUGUUUUCUGAAGAAGAUGAACAAGAACCUCAUGCUAGCUUUCGUGGAGAGGUGGCAGCCGGAGACGAACAGUUUCCACAUGCCAUGGGGCGAGAUGACGAUCACGCUCCACGAUGUCGCUUUCAUCAUGGGGUUGCGGCUGGACGGACCAGCAGUUUCUGAAAUUCGCCCGGUAGAAGAGUGCUCACAGAGUCUUGCAUCUGUAUUGGGUCUCGGUCUGAUGGACACCAAUGACAUGUUUCGAAACAAGGGAGUUGGUUGGGUUAAGGUGAGAGAUCAGUUGACCCUUCCCUCCGCCACAGACGAGAAGAAGAUGAAGGGCUACUUGAUGUUUCUGCUUGGGUCUGUUUUGUUUGUAGACAAAACAGGGUGUAACAUGAAGCCGUGGUGGAUCCAUUUUACCAACGAUCUCGAUAAUGUCGGCAAGUAUUCGUGGGCUUCGGCAUGCUUAGCAAACAUGUACCGCCAAUUGGGUAUUGCCACCCGCGCUGGGAUGAACAGUCUCUGUGGAUGUGUUAUUCUCCUUCUGUUGCCGGCGGCGCCGCCUACUGCUGCACGGAGUCGCAGUGCAGUUUCAACCUCCACCAAAUCAAUGCUUUCGAAUUCCGCUAGGGAGAUCCGCCACAAGUCCCACCUCGAGCACCCGCUCACCUUGCUGGCGGAGCCGCCGUACAGCGAGGGGUUCACGUGCAACGCGUGCCUGAAAGAGGGCAAGGCGUUUACCUACACGUGCGCCGCGUGCUCGUACGAUCUGCACAUAGACUGUGUCCAGUGGCCGGAGAAGGUGACCCGCUCGGACCACAAGCACACACUGACCCUGUACUACUCGUCACCAGCGGCGGCGGCGGCCACGGCGGAUCAGGAGGUGACUUUCAUGUGCGAUGUUUGUAUGAACCCGGUGCACGAGAUGGCGUGGUUGUACCAGUGCCGUGAGUGCAAUUUUGGGACACAUCUGGAGUGUGUGACUUCUGCAGUGAAGCAGCAGAGUACCGCCGGCAGCAGCGGCGGCGGUGAGGCAAAAACUGAAGAGGUAACGAUCACGGAAGCUGAGCUCAAAUUUGCUGUUCUUCAAUUUUUGCUCGAAGCCCAAGGCAGAAAGGCCGCUCUCGAUAGUAUUUGAAUUUUAUUUAUUUGAUGUAAAGUCGCAAUUGAUCAAUAUCGUGGACGUGUUCGAUAUAAAUAUGGGGUGUGCACAUUUUUUAUAUAUUAUUGAUCAGUUGAGUUUAG